Messenger RNA from Bipolaris zeicola 26-R-13, 1032 nucleotides. RefSeq lists its product as uncharacterized. The coding region runs from base 1 to 1032 and encodes 343 amino acids. The transcript has a single exon. Lineage: Eukaryota; Fungi; Ascomycota; Dothideomycetes; Pleosporales; Pleosporaceae. The record is from RefSeq and is a predicted model, not a curated record.
AUGGAGACAUGGAUGAGCUGGGCCAUGUUCCUGGCCAUUGGCGCUGCCGCAUACUGGUACUAUGCACACCAAAACAACGAUGGCGUUGCGCGAGGACGGUCGACAACGGGCAAGUCCACCACCAACUCAUUAAAGGAGGCGGUCAACUGGGACUCUGAGACCAAGCCCAAGCAGAAGGCCAAGGCCAAGGUUCCCCGCAAGUCGGUCAAGGCGCCUACUCAGGAUACCAGCAACAAGGCGGCUGCUCCCAAGGCCGCUCCUGUGGCACAGGAGGAAGUCGCUCCGCCUGCUGCCCCCAUCAACAAGGCACCCAGUGGCAAGGACGUCUCUGAUAUGUUGGGCGAGCGCUCUGUCUCUCCCUCUGUUGUGAGCAUUAAGCCCUCUGAAAAGCCCGCCAAGUCCGUCAAGGCUCAGACACAAAAGGCCGAGGUUGCGCAGGAGACCAAGAAGCAGCGCCAGAACAGGAAGAAGGCUGAAGAGGCCAAGGCUGCGCGCGAGGAGGAAGAGAAGCAACGCAAGGCUCUUGAGGAGAAGCAGCGCCGUACUGCCCGUGAGGCUCGCGGUGAGCCGGCCAAAAACGGUCAGCAGAGCAAGCCUCCUGCGUCGAACCCUUGGACUGAGGUUCCAUCUCGUGGUGCGGUUCAGCCUCCCAAGACAGCCCCUACUGGUCAGCUUCUCGACACUUUCGAGGCUCCCGCUGCCGCUGCUCCUGCCCCUACAAACGGCAAGAACACUACUUCUGCCUCUUACAACAGCCUGCCUUCUGAGGAGGAGCAGCUCCGACUUGCCAUGGAAGACUCUGCCUGGACCACUGUUCCCAAGGGAGGCAAGACUAAGCGCAAGACCGUCAACGAGGAACUUGCCGAGGAGCGUGAUGACAUCAACACUGUCAAGCCAUCCCAGCCGGCAAAGCCUGUCCGACCAACCGAGACUCUUAGGGAGAGCAAGAACCCCAGCUCUCGUUACCAGAUUCUCGCCGAGGAGUUUAACCCCAAGACUGGCGAUGAGAUUGACGAUUGGGCGGUCAUGUGA